CGCCGAUCCUACGCCAGAGACUCGAGCACUUAUAUCCGACCUCUACACUGACUUUGGAAUUCGUCUGUACUCAUCGUCUCGAGAACCCUUAUCCAUGGCGGCUUUUAGCCUUUCCGAUUUUACUCGACAUUACAAUAGUGAGGAAAACCAGCAGAUGUAUGAAGCGCUCCCCUUCAAGGAGAUGAAGUUGUACUCCGUCUGGAACCUUGCCAGCUACCUCCUUAAGCGUGCCAUUCCCAAUAAACCCAAGAGUUGGAUGACUCGUUACAUGCUAAGUAAAUGUCUCUGGAAGAUGUUCAGCUGUGAUGACUCCGUCAGGGGCACAUCAAGGCAUAUUCACCUUGAUGAUCUCCUAGAUUCUCUGCUCGAUGCUAUUGAUGCACUGCCCCAGAAGAGGGAUUCUCGGUCCGAUCCUAUCUUCGAACCUCACUAUAAGCUCGUAUCUAUUGUUCACAAACUCGUGCACAGAGGAGUAGUUACGCCGGCUGAAGGAAGCAAGACUCUUGUGGCCACUCCUUGGGCACGAAAGGUGCCACCUCCGGAGGAAGGUGCCCCUUGGAAGCCAUAUAUAUUGGCUGUCAUUCGAAACUUGAAGCAUGCCGACAAAUCGAACUGGCAUCAUCGCAUGGCUGUCAGGGCUGCACAUAUCACCUAUGAUGAUGACAAGGACGCUGCUGCAGCUGCAGGAGCCAAGGGUGAACUUACACACCAGAUAUUCACAAAGACAAUGACGAUCCAGGUGUGGAGGCCUGAGAAUGAGCGUCCCGGAAGACACUUCGUCUACACGACACGAUACGUGUAUUUCUUCGUGGCUCUACUAGAACAGCUGGAUGAUCGUGCAAGCCUCGACCAACUACUUCGUCGGGUCAGGAAAAAGCAGGGCGAUUUCAUCAACCAUGCCAAACUAUGGGAAGACCUCUGUCUAACCUAUGCACGAGUCAUACGAAAAGCAGGAAACAUCAACGAAGGACAUGACGAAAGCGUCUUCAAACCCAUCGGAUGGGACGAAUUCGUCGCAAACACAGCUCGCCUAGAAGGCCUCUCGCAGUUAGCUCCAGAGAGCAUAACACUCCUCGAACUUCUUCGCGAUGCCGUCGAGCUGAAGAAGUUAAACAACAACCUCAUGAAAGUCUCCUUGUUAGAAGACCUCAUCGCCGACAUCUACUCCCGCCUAUACGAGGUCAACAUGCCCAACGUCAUCGAACAAGCGAACGAAGAAAACAAAGAGAAGAUGAAGGUAGACCACCUCCUCAUGGCCAGCGAUGGCGCCGCAGACACCCCUACGCCCCCGACUUCCGCGCCUGCAUCCGAAGCCCCGGCACCCCGUGGCCGUACAAAGGGCAUUGCAAGACGGGACAUACAGAAACGGGCUGAGACAAUUGUCCAACGCAAACUCGCGCCUCGCGCUCCUGUCGCCAAAGCACCAACCGCUGCAGAAAGUGAACCAUCCCACGCCAUCGGCGCAGUCACUUCCGCUCCCGCGCAAACGAAGGAUACAGCUACGUCCGCUGCGGCGGCUGAUGAGCUGGCCUCGGGGCAACAAAGCGAUAUCCCCAAUAGCUUGCAUGACAGUGCCGAUGAUGAAAGCGAGCUGAGUGAGAUAGAUGAUGAGAAACUGUCUAAGCUUGCGGCAGAGCGCAGCUUGUUGUUCCCUAAUCUACAGGAUAGGGGAUCUUUGGAUCCGGAGGUGGAAAUGUCGGCUCCGGCCAGCGCUGAUGGGGAUGGAGCUAAUGAAGCGGCUGGCGACGGGGAAGAAGACGGUGAUAGGGAUGAAGAUGCUGAUCUUGGUGAUGAAGGUGAGACUAUGGUAGAGGAAGGCGAGGAGGGUGCUGAAGGCGAUGAAGGCGAGAUCGACGGAGAGGGCGAGGGAGAAGACGAAGAAGAUAAUGAAGCCGCUGGGGAAGAAGAAGCGCUGGGGGAAGGUGAUGGCGAGCCUGAGGGCGAAGUUGACGGGAAUGAACCCAACCAAAUGGAAGUCGACGAGGGAGGCGAGCAACCCGCAGCUCCUGAGGUUGACCAGGAAAGUGACCAUGUGUCUGAUUCUGAGGCAAUGGAUAUCUGA
Molecule: messenger RNA, 2062 nt
Organism: Aspergillus nomiae NRRL 13137
Lineage: Eukaryota; Fungi; Ascomycota; Eurotiomycetes; Eurotiales; Aspergillaceae
Product: histone transcription regulator 3
Exons: 4
Biological process (GO): chromatin organization
Cellular component (GO): nucleus; HIR complex
Molecular function (GO): nucleosome binding
Source: RefSeq, a predicted model, not a curated record